GGUGGAUGCGGCUCUCCGGCGACCUCGGCCAAUGAGCCGCGGGGGACGGGCCCAGUGCCGGCAGCGGCGAUGGCGGCGGAGGCGGCUCCGCGGCGCGUGGGCUUUGUGGGCGCCGGCCGCAUGGCGGAGGCCAUCGCGCGGGGCCUCAUCCGAGCAGGGAAGGUGGAAGCGCAGCAUGUGAUGGCCAGUGCACCGACCGACAGGAACCUCUGCCACUUCCGGGCUCUGGGCUGCCAGACCACCCACUCGAACCAGGAGGUGCUGCAGACCUGUUCCCUCGUCAUCCUCGCCACCAAGCCCCACGUCCUGCCUGGCGUCCUGGCGGAGCUGGCCUCUGCGGUCACCACGGAGCACAUCUUGGUGUCCGUGGCUGCCGGGGUCCCGCUUAGCACCCUGGAGGAGCUGCUGCCCCCGAACACCCGGGUGCUGCGGGUCUCACCCAACCUGCCCUGCAUGGUCCAGGAGGGGGCCAUGGUGAUGGCCCUGGGCCGCUGUGCUGGGAGCGGUGAAGCCAGGCUCCUGCAGAACCUUCUAGAAGCCUGCGGGCAGUGCGAGGAGGUACCCGAGGCUUACGUGGACAUCCACACCGGCCUGAGCGGCAGCGGCGUGGCCUUCGCGUGCACGUUCUCUGAGGCCCUGGCUGAAGGCGCCAUCAAGAUGGGCAUGCCCAGCGGCCUGGCCCACCGCAUUGCUGCGCAGACGCUGCUGGGGACAGCCAAGAUGCUGCUGCAGGAGGGGCGACUCCCGGCCCAGCUGCGCACCGACGUGCUCACGCCCGGGGGCACCACCAUCUACGGGCUGCACGCUCUGGAGCAGGGCGGGCUGCGCGCGGCUACCAUGAGUGCCGUGGAGGCGGCCACCUGCCGGGCCAAGGAGCUCAGCAGGAAGUAGGCUCUGGGUGAAGCCGGCAGCCCUCCGUGCCCUGCCCCAGGGAAAUGCAAGGGGCCAGGCUUUGAGCAGGCAGGCUCCCUCCCCCGCAUGGCAGAAGGCUCCAGGGCGGUGGCCCCUGGUGAGCCCUUGGUGAUCGGUGACACUGGUCCUGAGAGCUGGCACCGUGCAGGGGGCUGCCUUCUGUGAGCACAGCUGUAGGCGACAGCAGCCCAGCCGGCCACCUGGUCUGGACGCAGGCCCUUUGCAUUUCCCAGUGUCCGGGGGCGCUGCCUGGCCAGCUUUCUCAUUUGGCUCCACCCAGGGGCCCAUGGCCUGCUGUGGGGUGGGGCCGCCAUGGGGAGCCGGAGCUUCCCGCCAGCCCCGAUGAGCGGCUGGCCACCUGCAGCUCGGUCCCCGGCACCGGACACUGCCCAGGGCUCCCCUGGCCUCCCUGCCCUGCCCUCACCUCCCCCCAGCAGCCUCCUGAGGCUGGCCGUGAGAGGGCGGUCCCCGCUGGGCCAUCUGCCGGCUGGGUGACCUUACACAAAUUAACCCCCCGCCCGAAACAGGGCUCCUGGCAUCCAGAGAACAGGAGCGAUGUCCUACCCCCCCCCCCCACGCUCUGCACCCCGUAGCUCCACCCCCGUUCCCAGGCAGCCCUGCCGCCAAGGGCCCACUCGCUGGCCGGGCUCUGCAGGUCUGGUGCAGGCCGCCUGCGCGCAGGGACCCUGGGGACAGCCACCAGAGGACCACCUGCCCCCAGAGAGAUCACUGCUGAAUCGGAGCCAGCCCCUGCCAACCACCGGCGACCAGCGCAGCUACGCUUCAGAGGUCCUGGCUGUGACCAGCGUGUGUGGAGCCCCGCCCAGCCGACCACAGCCCAGGGCCGGGACUGUUCCCUGAGUGGUGGGUGUGGGGGAGGGAGCACCGGGCUCCGGCCGCGGGUCUUUGAGGCCCUUCCUCGCCUCACACUGCCAACACCGUUGAGCAGCGUGGACAGAGGGUGUGAUCGCAGGCAUUCCGAAUCCCGGUUUCAUGUCCCAUCCUUGCUGUGUUCCAGAACCGCCCUUCGGAUCACAAGUUAAGAGUUUAAAAUAGAGGUGCUUACGAGCUCUCCUGUUCAA
Molecule: messenger RNA, 1994 nt
Organism: Oryctolagus cuniculus (rabbit)
Lineage: Eukaryota; Metazoa; Chordata; Mammalia; Lagomorpha; Leporidae
Gene: PYCR3
Product: pyrroline-5-carboxylate reductase 3
Biological process (GO): L-proline biosynthetic process
Molecular function (GO): pyrroline-5-carboxylate reductase activity
Source: RefSeq, a predicted model, not a curated record